This is a messenger RNA of Corythoichthys intestinalis (scribbled pipefish), 1325 nucleotides long. It is a transcript of the gene rdh20, whose product is annotated as retinol dehydrogenase 20. Gene Ontology annotation, cellular component: lipid droplet. Gene Ontology annotation, molecular function: oxidoreductase activity, acting on the CH-OH group of donors, NAD or NADP as acceptor. The coding region runs from base 96 to 1046 and encodes 316 amino acids. The transcript is spliced from 5 exons. The record is from RefSeq and is a predicted model, not a curated record. Lineage: Eukaryota; Metazoa; Chordata; Actinopteri; Syngnathiformes; Syngnathidae.
GAGGUCGAGGGCCACAGAUGGCUCAAACAGGAGCUGGGCUCUUUGUAUGAACUUCUGCAGUCCGUGAACAUCAGCAACAGUAAAGCAGAGCAACCAUGAUAUUCCUCAUGGACCUGCAGAUGAUGCUGCUGGACAUGAUUUACUUUAUCCUGCGCAACACCCUGCGGAUCGUGCUGCGGCCACGCAUCAAGCCCAUUGAUGGCGAGCUGGUGCUGAUCACCGGGUCAGGAGGAGGCCUAGGUCGACUCUUCGCCCAGGAGUUUACAAAGCAAGGUGCCGAGGUGGUGCUGUGGGAUGUGGACACUGCGGCCAAUGAACGCACAGCCAAGUGGGUGCGCGAAUUGGGAGGCAAGGCGCACACCUACACUGUGGAUGUCACGAAAAGAGAGGACGUGUAUCAGAACGCGGAUCAGGUGCGGAAGGACCUGGGCCGGGAUGUCACCAUGUUGGUGAACAAUGCCGGAGUGGUGGCUGGCCAACGAGUGCUGGACUGUCCAGACGAGCUCAUCGAGAAGACCUUGAAGGUCAACUGCCUUGCACUUUUCUGGACAGUAAAGGCCUUCCUGCCUCAGAUGAAGGCCCAAGAUCACGGUCACAUUGUGACCAUCGCCAGCGUACUAGGGCUCUUCAGCACAGGCUGCGUUGAGGACUACUGCGCCAGUAAGUUUGCUGCAGUGGGUUUCCAUGAAUCGCUGGCUCAUGAGCUGUUGGCUGAGAAAGUGGAGGGGGUGAAGACCACUCUAGUGUGUCCUUACAUUGUGGACACAGGGAUGUUUGAAGGCUGCAAGAUAAGAGAGGAGAUGGAGCUGGUCCUGCCCCCUUUGGAGCCUCAGUACUGCGUAGAGCAAGCAAUGAACGCCAUCCUUAUUGACCAACCCCUAGUGUGCAUACCACGUCUAACCUACCUGCCUGUCCUCUUCAGAGCGUUGCUACCAUGGGAAUCCAAUGUCGUUUCCUAUCGUUUCAUGGGCUCUGACAAGUGCAUGUAUCCCUUCAUUGAGGCCAAGAAGAAACACAUGUUAAAUGGUGUCAACUCGGUUGCAUAGAUUUUUCAUGUCGGCAAGAUAAAAAUAUAACACAUUUCACACGGAAUGUCUUUCUGCACUGUCUAAUUAAACAAACAAAACAACAGCUCUUGCAUGAUUCACUCAAACACUGAGGGUCCGAACAAAUGCAGGUGACAUGACGACUCAGACAAGUGGUUAUAAUCUCUGCAGUUUUGUUCAAUCACCAAAAAGAAAAAAAGAAAUGACAACUAAGUGCUGUGUAUGUGUUCAUCCAAUUAAAGUGGCCUCUAGUGUCUAAAACAGUGAUUGUGAUUUUCU